Molecule: messenger RNA, 1560 nt
Organism: Centruroides sculpturatus (bark scorpion)
Lineage: Eukaryota; Metazoa; Arthropoda; Arachnida; Scorpiones; Buthidae
Product: small glutamine-rich tetratricopeptide repeat-containing protein alpha-like
Exons: 11
Coding region: 141-1085 (314 amino acids)
Biological process (GO): post-translational protein targeting to endoplasmic reticulum membrane
Cellular component (GO): membrane; TRC complex
Molecular function (GO): protein binding; molecular adaptor activity
Source: RefSeq, a predicted model, not a curated record
GCUUGAAGCUCCCCUCUACGGCAGCCGCAAGUACUGUACGCGUUCGUCUGGCAGUUAAGCCGAAUCAUCGUUUGGAAAAAUCGGAAGAGAGGAAAAUUUAAAGAUAAACGCCGAAAAGUAAAAUAAAAAGGAAAAACAAAAUGUCAGAUGUUAAACGAUUAGUAGCCUCUUUCGUUCAGUUUCUCGGCGACCAACUGCGGAACGCCGAUCUCACAUUGGAUGCCAAAGAAAGCAUAGAAGUUGCAAUUCAGUGUUUGGAGUCUGCAUUUGGAGUCAGUGCAGAAAACGAGGCCUCGAGUUCUCAUUCUCUACUGCAGAUAUUUACUGAAGCGACAAAAGAUAGUGUAGAUGAGAACGCAAAAGCAUCAGAACAUGUUGAAGUAUCUGAAGCAUCCAAGGCCGAGGCUGAAAAUUUAAAGGUCUUGGGUAAUAAUCACAUGAAAUCUGAAAAUUUUAAUGCAGCAAUAGAUUGUUAUACAAAAGCUAUACAUCUGGAUCCAAACAAUUCAGUAUUUUACUGCAAUAGAGCAGCUGCUUACAGCAAACUGAAUAAUCACAAGGCUGCCAUCCAAGAUUGCGAGGCUGCAAUUAAGAUAGAUCCCAGUUACAGUAAAGCCUAUGGGAGAAUGGGUCUAGCUCAUGCCAGUUUGGACCAAUAUCAGCAAGCAAAGGAAUGCUUCCAGCAUGCAAUUAGCUUGGAUCCACAGAAUGAAAGUUACAUCAACAACCUCAAAGUUGCCGAAGAGAAAAUCAAGUCUGGAAGCUCCGCUUCAGGCAACAGACCAGACGACAGCAGGAAUUUGGGAGCAGGUUUUAAUGUACCUUUUGAUUUUUCGUCAAUUUUAAGUAACCCGUUACUUAUGAACAUGGCCACUCAAAUCAUGCAAGAUCCGAAUAUGCAGAAUUUGCUGACAGGAUUAAUGUCUGGGUCCGUGCGUGAUGGAAGGGAUGGUAUGGACGCCUUGCUUCAAGCGGGACAACAACUAGCAGCUCAAAUGCAAGCUUCCAAUCCGGAGCUAGUGGAACAGUUUAGACGGCAGAUGGAAUCCUCUUCCAGACAAAAUCCUCCCGAGAAUAACAACUAGACGAACCCGGCCCGAAAAAGUUGCAAACCUCUGUCGACUUUGGAUACAAAAUAAAUAUUUUGGAAUGGGAAUAUGGUAGGGGAAACGUGGUCGCCGUCAUCGUCGUAAUUACUAUCCUAGAAGAGCGAACAUUCCCGGCACGUCACUGGCCACCCUCUUCUACUAAAAAAAAAAAAAUUCUUCACAAGAUCGAAUUUAAAAACUAGAAACAAAUGUUAGGACAAAAAAUAUAUAUAUUUUGAUAUGAUUGGGGAAGCACGCCGUCGUAUAAUGAUUCACUCUUGCCGAGUACAAAUUUGACUAAAUUAAGAACAUUAAUUAUUUAUAUAACCUUUAAAUCUGUAGAAAGCUGUAUCCGACAUUUAAACAGAAACUUAUGUACAUACUUGAGUUUAUCAAAAUCCUAUUCCCGUUCUUGUAUGUCAGUUCUGUUCAACCGAAAUUACAAAGAAUAAAUCUGUUUUGAAUGACUUUA